Molecule: messenger RNA, 1359 nt
Organism: Anopheles cruzii
Lineage: Eukaryota; Metazoa; Arthropoda; Insecta; Diptera; Culicidae
Product: cytosol aminopeptidase-like
Exons: 4
Coding region: 1-1359 (452 amino acids)
Biological process (GO): proteolysis
Cellular component (GO): cytoplasm
Molecular function (GO): manganese ion binding; metalloaminopeptidase activity
Source: RefSeq, a predicted model, not a curated record
AUGUUGCUUACCAUUCAAAAGGUUUGCUGCGGACCGGUGAAGGCUGGUCAAACGCGCAUUUUCUGGGGUCUGGGCAAGUACCCGGCCGUGGCGGUGACCGGUUUGGGCGAUGCGAGCAAGUGGGACGAGCUGGACGAGAUCGAUGGUGCCAAGGAGAAUGUACGCAUCGCGGCCGCCGCCGGUGUUCGGGCACUGGUGGCCAACAAGCUGCCCGAAAUCGUACUAGAGGACCUGGAGCACCCGCAGCAGUCGGCGGAAGGGGCUACGCUGGCCAACUACAAGUUCCAGGUGUUCAAGAGCAAGGACAAGCAAACGAGUCUGCCGACCGUUCGGUUCGCUGACGAUGCACCGGGAAAGAUCGACUGGGAGCGGGGCGUCACGAUUGCCGAAGCGCAAAACUUCGCCCGACUGCUCAUGGAAACACCGGCCAACCACAUGACGCCGACAAUCUUCGCGGACACCGUCAAGCAGCGACUUGGUGCGGCCGGCGUUGAAGUGCUGGUGCACGACGAGGCAUGGGCCAAGCAGAAGGGCAUGGGAUCGUUUUUGUCCGUCACGAACGGUUCCGUCGAACCGGCACGCUUCGUCGAGCUGACGUAUCGCGGAUCGCAGGCCGAGCAGUGUGUGGCACUCGUCGGCAAGGGCAUUACGUUCGAUUCGGGCGGUAUCAGCCUGAAGCCCUCCGCCAGCAUGGAUCAGAUGCGGGCCGAUAUGGGCGGAGCGGCCAACGUCGUGGCAACCAUGCUGGCCCUGGCUCAACUGAAGGCUCCCGUACACGUGAAAGGGUUCGUGCCGCUGUGCGAAAACAUGCCGAGUGGCACGGCCACCAAGCCGGGCGACGUGGUGUAUGCGAUGAACGGAAAGAGUAUCUGCGUGGACAACACGGACGCCGAGGGCCGCUUGGUGCUGGCCGAUGCGCUGUGCUACGCCUCAUCAUUCAAUCCAAAGCUGAUCCUCGAUAUAGCCACGUUGACGGGUGCCAUCAAGGUGGCGCUCGGUGACUGCGUUUCCGGUGUGUUCUCCAACAACAACGCACUGUGGAAUGUGAUCCACGAAGCAGGCUCACAAACGGGUGAUCGGGUGUGGCGUAUGCCGCUCUUCAAGCACUACACCGAUCAGAUGUGCGACCAUAAUGGUUACGACUUGAACAACCUCGGGAAGGGCAAAGGCGGCGGUUCGUGCACGGCCGCUGCCUUCCUGAGGGAGUUCGUACCGAAGGGUACACCGUGGCUGCACGUGGACAUUGCUGGCGUCAUGGGUGAUUGCAGUGAUCAGAGCUACACCGGCGCCAAGGGUAUGACCGGUCGUCCGAUGCGUACGCUCGUGGAAUUCGUUACGAAGGCCAGUGCUAGUGCCUAA